Molecule: messenger RNA, 3156 nt
Organism: Cladocopium goreaui
Lineage: Eukaryota; Dinophyceae; Suessiales; Symbiodiniaceae
Source: the annotation of a GenBank genome assembly
AUGACUCGAAGCACUUGGGUUCUAGAAUCCGAUGUCUUCCCGGAUUCACAUGGAGAGCUGCGAAAAGCCAUUCGCGAGAAUGGGGACCAGCUAAUCGAGUGGGAUGACUCCUGGUGGUCGGGAGAGUUUCCAUCGCAAAUUGGGAAGUCCAUAACUUAUUUCCAUGGUUCGUUAGGCAAUGCGGCUCGCAUAACCGAAGAGCUGGAAUGGACGCCCGGCUCAUUCUGCAAAACCCCGGCGUUUUGCUGCUCCAAUUGGUACGGAGCCGCCCGCAAGUGGCUACUUCACUCCGACUGGAGACUUAUGCCGGCGAAUGAGUUAGUGGCCACGGCCCCUAAGGUUGCCGACGAGUUAAAUUCGGGCAACCAAAUUUUCGUUCGGCCCAAUAGCCCACUCAAACCAUUUAGCGGUCGCGUCGUUGAUGUGCGGGAGAUAACUCUAGCUGCACUCGACCACGGCUUCUAUUUCGACGACGAAACAAUUCCCGUCGUUGCUGCUCCAGUUUGCAACGUGAGUUGUGAGUGGCGAUUCGUUGUGGCUGAUUCAACCGUUUGCGCAGGAUCGGCCUACGACGCAGAAACGCGAAAGGCAACUAAAGCCUCUCCAGAUGGCGAACCCUGGGACUUCGCUCAGUCAGUGGCCUCCGAACUGCCACCUCCCGCAGAGGUCUACGUUCUGGAUAUUUGCGAAGCCGACGGGGAACUGAAGCUUUUAGAACUGAACCCAUUCGGUGGUGCAGAUCUCUAUGCAUGCGACGCUGCGAGCGUCGUACGAAGUGUACUCAAGGCAAUUCCUCUCUUCUGGGAUACCGGUACCAUGCUGACGAGAACUCUCCCGACUUGCCUUCUGAUCUUGGCAAUCUCCCCUGACCUCGUUGCUGACGAGAUCCUUCCGCGGCCAGAUGAACCGUUCAAGGGAAAGAUUGGGCUCACCUACAAGGACUCGGAAGCGGUGAAGCCCGAGUUGAAGAUUCCAAGUAACUUUGGGCUUCAAGACCCGCCCAACAUCUUGCUCGUGCUGAUUGACGAUUGCGGCUACGGACAGAUGGGCACCUUUGGCGGUAGCAUCCCCACACCCAAUAUGGACCGUGUCGCAAGUAACGGGCUUCGCUUCUCCCGAUUUCACACCACCGCGCUUUGCUCGCCAACCCGGGCCGCACUGCUGACGGGGCGCAAUCACCACUCGGUCGCCAGCGGAGUGAUCGGCGAGGCCGGCACCGGCUUCCCCGGCUACUCAGGAAUUAUCCCUUCGUCGGCCGGCACCUUUGCCGAGAUCCUGCGCGAGUACGGCUACUGCAAUGCGUGGUUCGGCAAGAACCAUAACGUGCCCGACUGGGAAACCAGUCUCGUCGGCCCCUUCGACCGUUGGGCCGACGGGUUAGGGUUCGACUACUUCUACGGCUUCGUCGGUGGUGACACCGAUCAGUGGCACCCUGCCCUGGUAGAAAACAAGAAACGCCUCGAGCCGCCGGAAACCAACGAAGACGGCAGCCCCUACCAUUUCACCACCGACAUUACCGACAAAGCAAUUCGGAUGAUGCGAGCCUCGAAGGCGGUGGCCCCGCAGCGUCCGUUCUUCGUCUACUUUUCCACCGGCGCGACCCAUGCACCGCAUCAGGUACCGCAGGAGUGGAUCGACAAGUUCAAAGGGAAGUUUGACGGCGGCUGGGACAAGUAUCGUGAAGAGACCUUCGCCCGUCAGCAAAAGAUGGGCAUCGUCCCCAAAGAUGCCAAACUGACGCCCCGGCCCGACUCGCUGCCAGCCUGGGAUUCUCUGCCUGCGGACGAGCGAAAAGUUUACGCCCGGAUGAUGGAAGUCUUCGCAGCCUUCACCGCCCACACCGAUCACGAAGUCGGCCGCUUGAUCGAUGCCGUCGAUAACCUCGGCGAACUCGAUAACACGCUGAUCAUCUACCUGGCGGGCGACAACGGUUCGAGUGCCGAAGGCGGGCUGCAAGGCCUGCUGAACGAGAUGACAUUCUUCAACGGAAUCGAAGAGCCUUUGGAGAUGAAGCUCGAAGCAGUUGACUCCUUGGGCAGCGACCAACACUACAACCACUUCCCCGCCGCCUGGGCCCACGCGAUGGAUACGCCCUACCAGUGGACCAAGCAGAUUGCCAGCCACUUUGGUGGCACCCGCACUGGGCUUGCAGUCUCAUGGCCCAAGGGAAUCAAAGCCCGUGGUGAAAUUCGCGAUCAGUUCCAUCACGUGAUCGAUAUCGCCCCCACGAUUCUCGAAAUUGUCGGCGUCGAACCCCCGGUCGAACUCGACGGCAUCGCGCAAAAGCCUAUCGAAGGGGUCAGCAUGACUUACACCUUCGACGAUGAGGAGGCCAAAGGCCGGCGAACCACCCAAUACUUCGAGAUGCUCGGCAACCAGGGCAUCUACCACGACGGCUGGAUGGCCAGCGCUAUUCGCGGCGUCCCCUGGCUCAGCGAGAAUCAACCCAUGGAUCUCCUGAACAUGCCGUGGGAGCUCUACAACAUUGAAGAAGACUUCGCCCAAGCGAACAACCUGGCAAAGGAGCAACCCGAGAAGCUCCAGGAAAUGGUAAAGCUGUUCUUCGCCGAGGCGGCCAGAUACAACGUCCUCCCGCUCGACGACCGCAAGACCGCCCGACUCGACGUGGCGAACCGACCGAGUUUAACGCAGGGGCGCAACAAGUUCGUCUACCCCAAUCUGCUCCGCCUGCCCGAGGGCGCCGCGCCCGACUUGAAACAUCGCAACCACACCAUUGAAGCCGAAGUCGAAAUCCCUGAGCAAGGUGCCGAAGGAAUGCUCCUCACCCAGGGUGGUCGCUUCGGCGGCUACGGCUUGAUGGUGAAGGAUGGCAAACUGGUCUACCACUACAACCUCGUCGGCGUCCAACGUUUCACCAUCGAGUCGGACGAGCGUCUACCCGCGGGCAAGACCGCGUUGAAAGCCGUCUAUAAAACUGAUGCCGACAAGCCCUACGCCGGAGCCGAAGUGACGCUCUACGCCGGCGACAAAGCGAUUGGAAAGGGCCGCGUCGAGAAGAGCAUUCCCAACCGAGUCACGCUCGACGAAACCCUCGAUAUCGGCUUCGACACCGGCACCCCCGUGAUGGAAGGCUACGACAUGCCCUUCGAUUUUACCGGCAAGCUCGAGUCGGUGACCAUCACGCUGGAUGAGUAA